GCGAAGAAAAAGCUUUGGCAUGUUGAAAAUAUGCUUAAAGCAUUCUUAGAAGUCUUCGGCUGGCAUAGCAACGCUUUUAUAUUUUUAUGACUUUUAUUUUCAUACAAUUAUUGGUUCAAAACGAAUGCUCAAAUGCCAUUCUCUUCGUGACAUCGCAUACUAAAAAAUGCUUCCUUCGGUGAAACGUUCUGAAAUAAUUUGUGUGAAUAAUUUGGAAAAAAUGUCAGCUCGAAGAACGUCUAAUAACGGACGUAAUUGCAUUGAUGUAUCACCUUACGGAAGUCGCAGAGGGAGUAAGGAUAAACCGACCGAUCAACAUGCCUCAAGAGAUGGUACUCGUAGUUUCACGUAUUCUGCAAAACAUGCGCCAGUGUAUCCGCUACUAUGGCCUAAAACGGAAUAUUCACGGUUGCAAACUAAAGCAAAGCUUAAAACUUUGGAUGAUAAAUUGAACGAAUUCAAAUUGAAUGAAUUGGAAAAAAAGAACCUUUUGGAAGCAUCCGACAAACGUAAGAAACAUCUUCAAGAAAUAGAUCGUGAACGUCAAUCCAAUAGUGGAGUGCUUGGGAAUGUCUUCAAUGAAAUAGUUGAACACGAUAAAGAUUUAACAUCGCGAAAGAUUAUCGACAGGGCAUUUGUAGCGAAGCAGGAACAGGAGGAGGAAGUUAAACGAGCAAAUAGAAUUAUUUUAGCGGCAAAAUGUCAUAUAAUAAGAGACGCGCAAAUUGCAGAAAAACAAGAAAUAGAACGUGAACUAAGAGCUGAAGAACUACGAUUGGAGAGAAUAAUGUUGGAUGAAAAUGAGAAAGCAUUGAAGGAAGAAGAGCAAAAAGCUUAUUUAGAUAAACAACGCAUCACCCAACACUCCGAAGAAAUUCGGAACCAAUUGUUAGAAAAAGAAAAGAUGAAACUUAAGGAAGCGGAAAGAAUCGAGGAGGAAGCCCGUGUCUUGAAGCAUGCACAACUUGCCAUAGUUGCAGAAGAACAACGCAAAGAGAAGGAGAAAAUAGAUAAAAUUAAUGCGAUUCGAGACGAUCUGAAAAAAGCGUAUGAGCUAUCAGCUUACUACAAACAAUUGGAAUUCGAAGAACAAAGAAUAGCAGAGUUAAAAGUACAAGAGUACACAAGGCAACGUAACGAGCGUCAAGCAAAACUUGAAUUCGAGAAAAAAAUUGCCACCGAUGUCAAAGAACGUGAACAAGAACGUAUGCUCAAAAUUCAACAAAAAUUGAUGGACACAAAAUCAGCGAAAACAGACAUGGAUUUACGCAGAGGGCAAGAGCAUGUUGAACGUGAAUUUCGGAAACGUGAGAAAGAUGCUGUAAUCAAAAAGCGUGAACUAGAAAAACAAAUAGCCAAUGCUCGUGCCGCGCAAUUGGAAGCAGUUAAAACAGAACGUGCAAUGCAAAUCGCUCGAGAUGAAAUGGAUCACAGAAAAGCCGUUGAGCAAUUAAAACAUGAAGAACAGAAAGAGACAGACAAUGUACAUAAAUUGCUUCAGCUUCGAGAAAAAUACCGUGAAGAAAUUAUACGUCAAAUAAAUCAGAAGGAACAGGAACGUCGCGAGAAGGAACGCUGCUUGAAGAAAGAACAUUCUAUGAUGCAAGAUUUGACGAAAAAACGCGAAAUGAACAUCAAGUCUACGAUUGCCAACAAGAUAAAAAUUAUGAAGGAAAGUAAAGUUCCAGAACGCUUCAUAAAAGACGUGGAGAGACAACUAGAAUCUAUUAGAACGGAAUAAUCAUUGUGCUGUUCCGUCAGUAAUAAAUGUGGUUUAAAUAUAUUCAGAUAUUCAAUGUAUGCAACUAAU
Molecule: messenger RNA, 1810 nt
Organism: Toxorhynchites rutilus septentrionalis
Lineage: Eukaryota; Metazoa; Arthropoda; Insecta; Diptera; Culicidae
Product: cilia- and flagella-associated protein 45
Exons: 7
Coding region: 167-1741 (524 amino acids)
Source: RefSeq, a predicted model, not a curated record